CUUCUCAUUUGCCGACGGCAAGUCAAGAGUCAAGACUCAAGAGCAGCGAGAGCCUAGUCGGCAGAGCUUGGGCAACAAGGCAGAAUACUUGGCGCGACGACAUGAAGGAAGCCAGCAGCUUUCCAUAAAGCUGAUCGAUUUCCACAGUAAGUGAGGAAGACCCAUGGGAAGGAAAACCUCUCUCUAGGCGAAAAUGGUGCCCAUUUCCCGGUUAAUUUCCUUCGCAUCCAAGCACGCGCCAAGGCAGCAUUCUCUCUCUUUGCUUCGAAGGUUUAGCCUAUCAAGGAAUCCGCAAUCUCGUAGCUAUACGAAAUCAACCAAACACGGGGGUGAAAAGCGGGAAACUCAGCAUGUGUACACUAUUGAAGAACCUCAGCGAGAGAAAUCUUAUGCUACUUUCAUCCUUCCUGCUGCUUUGCUAGGAUUUGGAGGUCUGGCAGCUUUCCUCCGCUACAAUGAUGAGAGGAGAGCAAUUCCAAGAGGUGAAACCCAGAAGGAACAAUUUAGCCCAGGUCCUGUUAUUGGCGGUCCAUUCUCUCUGAUUGAUACCGAGAAGCGAGUGGUGACAGAGCGUGACUUUCUAGGGAAGUGGGUUCUGCUAUACUUCGGCUAUACAUCCUCACCUGAUAUUGGCCCCGAACAAGUUAAAACCAUGGCCGAGACCAUUGAUAAACUAGCUCUUUUGGGGAUCAAGAAUCACAGGAAAAUCUCAAGCUUUUGCCAGUGUUCGUCACACUCGAUCCUCAGCGUGACACUCCUACCCAUCUCCGUGCCUAUCUCAAAGAGUUUGAUCCCAGAAUCGUCGGAUUCACAGGAGCACCUGGUGCUGUGAGGCAGAUGGCACUGGAGUACCGGGUUUUCUUCAGGAAGAUUGAGGAGGACAAAGAUGAUUAUCUUGUGGAGGCAAACCACAACUUCUAUCUGAUCGGUCCUAACAAGGAGGUGGUGAAAUGUUUCGGGCCGGAGUACAAUGCAGAGCAUUUGACUGAAGCGAUAGCCAAGGAAAUGAAGAGGAAAGCGGCAUCUUAGUCAAUUUGGCUGCCUGGAUUUCCUGGACAGGCUGUUGAUGGUAUUGACCCUAGUUCAUAACUUCCAUUGCUAGAUUGUUUUGACUCAGACAAGGGGAAAAUUUUGGUUAUUGGAGAAAAAGUCUCCUCUAGCUUAGCUAACCAAGAUCAGGAGGUAGUGACCACGGUGGAAGUGGAGUAUAUGUGCAAAUAGCUAAAUAUCAAAACCUUCGAAACAAGUACAUUCUUCCUUGCUGCCACUUUCACUUUUAUUCUCUUAGCGGGUGACUCUAAACUCUAAAGUUCAGUGGUUGUGGCCUGUGGGAAUCCAAACAAUUAAUUUCAAUUCAUGUGAAUUUAAGCAAGUAAAUUAAAAU
Messenger RNA from Linum tenue, 1384 nucleotides. Lineage: Eukaryota; Viridiplantae; Streptophyta; Magnoliopsida; Malpighiales; Linaceae. The record is from the annotation of a GenBank genome assembly.